Messenger RNA from Anarrhichthys ocellatus (wolf-eel), 4573 nucleotides. RefSeq names its product smoothened, frizzled class receptor (gene smo). The record is from RefSeq and is a predicted model, not a curated record. NCBI's taxonomy places the organism in Eukaryota, Metazoa, Chordata, Actinopteri, Perciformes, Anarhichadidae. Gene Ontology annotation, biological process: central nervous system development; pattern specification process; commissural neuron axon guidance. Bases 490 to 2964 code for a protein of 824 amino acids. Gene Ontology annotation, molecular function: transmembrane signaling receptor activity; patched binding. Gene Ontology annotation, cellular component: cilium; plasma membrane; dendrite. The transcript has 12 exons.
GUGCGUCUGAACUGGAGAUCCUAUUACAGACAUCCAGACUUUUUCAUGGCAAGUUUUUUGUUUUUUUCUGGAGGUGGGGGGAGGGCGAGUCUGCAACUUUCUGUCUUUUUUCGUGCCCAGCCUAAAUGCUUCGAAUGAAAACUUUACGUUGUUUUGAACAAACGAUGCGUUUUUUCUGGAAGUGAGGACGGGGUUUUUUUUGGUUUUUUUUGUGGAGCUGUUCGGAUUUGGAUAAUGAAGGAAUCCAAGAGGACGCAGCGAGGAUCGGACGAGAAGCGCAGAAUAAAAAAAGUUUGGGAGGACUGCGAGAAAACUUCGAAGCGCCCCCGCAGAUUCCCCUCACCAUGCCGAAUUUGGUAACUUAUUCGAAAUCUAACCAGGAAAGCUUCAUCUUUGGGUUUCUCGAGGAAACAGCACAAGUAAAGCACUAGAAUUCAAAGUGAUUUUUUAUUUUUUAUUUUUUGCCCAGUUGAACCAACUACUCCCAAGAUGUCUUCCCAGGGUUGGAGCCCCAUUGUUGGAUUUUACGGGAUGCUUUGCGUCUGGGCUGCCUGGCUCUCGGGCUCCGGGGCGGCGUUGUCUCCAAACGGGACUGUGUUUGAGGAUAACUGCAAGAAAACCUCGACUUGCGAGGCGCUUAAAUACAACACAUGUCUGGGAUCGCCUCUACCGUACACGCAUACAUCUCUGGUCCUGGCGGAGGACUCCAGCACCCAGGAUGAGGCUUUUGAGAAGUUGACCAUGUGGUCCGGUCUGCGGAACGCUCCCCGCUGUUGGUCCGUCAUCCAGCCUCUGCUCUGUGCCAUCUACAUGCCCAAAUGUGAGAACGGCCGGGUCGAGCUGCCCAGUCAGAGCCUGUGUUUGGCUACACGGCGGCCAUGUAGCAUAGUAGACCAGGAGAGAGGCUGGCCCGGCUUCCUCAAGUGUGACAAAUUCCCCAUGGGCUGUUCGAAUGAGGUGCAGAAGCUGAAGUUCAACAUGUCGGGCCAGUGUGAAGCUCCCCUGGUGAAGACAGACAUUCAGUCCAGCUGGUACAAGGACGUGGAGGGCUGUGGUAUCCAGUGUGACAACCCGCUGUUCACCGAGGAGGAGCACAAUGACAUGCACGCCUACAUCGCGUACUUUGGCACCAUCACCCUCCUCUGCACCUUCUUCACCCUGGCGACGUUUCUUGCCGACUGGAGGAAUUCCAACCGCUACCCAGCCGUCAUUCUCUUCUACAUCAACGCCUGUUUUUUCGUGGGCAGUAUCGGCUGGCUGGCCCAGUUCCUGGAUGGAGCACGCGACGAGAUUGUGUGCAAGAGCGACAACACCAUGCGACUCGGGGAGCCGUCGUCUUCAGAGACGCUGUCAUGCGUCACCAUCUUCAUCAUCGUGUACUACUCCCUGAUGUCGGGCGUGAUUUGGUUCGUCAUGCUGACCUACGCCUGGCACACGUCCUUCAAAGCCCUGGGCACCACGCAGCAGCCGCUGUCUGGCAGAACCUCCUACUUCCACAUGGUCACCUGGUCCAUCCCCUUCGUCCUCACCGUGGCCAUCCUGGCUAUCGCUGAGGUGGACGGAGACUCCGUGAGCGGGAUCUGUUUCGUCGGCUAUAAGAACUACAGAUACCGUGCUGGGUUUGUGCUGGCCCCCAUUGGAGUGGUGCUUGUUGUCGGCGGCUACUUCCUCAUUCGGGGCGUCAUGACUUUGUUUUCCAUUAAGAGUAACCACCCAGGACUACUGAGUGAGAAAGCUGCCAGCAAAAUCAACGAGACGAUGCUCAGACUUGGUAUUUUUGGAUUCCUCGCUUUCGGUUUUGUUUUCAUCACCUUCGGCUGCCACUUCUAUGACUUCUUCAACCAGGCUGAAUGGGAGAGGAGCUUCAGAGAAUAUGUGCUGUGUGAAGCCAACGUGACGAUCGCCUCUCAGACCAACAAGCCAAUCCCAGAAUGCACCAUUAAGAACCGGCCCAGCCUGAUGGUGGAGAAAAUCAACCUGUUCUCCAUGUUUGGGACGGGUAUUGCUAUGAGUACCUGGGUCUGGACCAAGGCCACCAUCCUCAUCUGGAAACGGACCUGGUGCAAGAUUCUUGGCCGUAGUGACAAUGAACCCAAGAGGAUCAAGAAGAGCAAGAUGAUCGCCAAGGCAUUCGCGUUGAGGAAGGAGCUUCACAAGGACCCAGAGAAGGAGCUGUCCUUCAGUAUGCACACCGUGUCCCAUGAAGGACCAGUGGCUGGAAUAAAUUUUGAACUAAAUGAGCCGUCCAAUGACAUGUCAUCAGCUUGGGCGCAGCAUGUGACCAAGAUGGUGGCCAGACGAGGUGCCAUCCUGCCUCAGGACAUCUCUGUUACUCCUACUGGCACACCAGUACCACCUCCAGAGGAGAGGAACAGGCUGUGGAUGGUGGAGGCUGAGAUCUCACCAGAGAUGAUAAAGAGGAAAAAGAAGAAGAAGAAGAGGAAGAAGGAAGUGCGUCCAGCGGAGGAAGAGGUGGACAACCAGGCUUAUCGCCAGCGCGAGUUUGGUCGCAGCUCGGUGCCUCGCUUGCCCAAGUUGCCAUGCCACCCCAGUCUGGUCGCUAAUCUGCGGGAGCAGCAGAGGCAACAGCAGAAGAUGGAGGAGGAAGUCCUGCCAGGGUCCUACCCAGAUAUCCAACCCUCUCACUCCCAGUCCCGUGAGCAGAGGUGCCCUUAUCCAUCUUACCAGAGCAGUCGGUACAGCUACAGCCGCAACCACCCUCCGACCUUCAACAACCGCCCAGAGGAUCUGGGUCUCGGGCCACGAUGCCUCCCCUCAGCCUCCACCUGGCAGCCCAGUGGACCUUCCAGCUACCCGGGGGAGACGGAUCUCACCGACGGGCUGUCAGAGAGGAUGGCCCACGUGGCUCGGGUACCGGCAGGACGAAGGUCCGGCUAUGGACCCAUUCACUCCCGGACCAAUUUAAUGGAGGCGGAGCUUAUGGAUGCCGACUCUGACUUCUAGGAGCACAGCUCCGAUGUAUAUGCUUUGUGGUACACAGACAGUAAGCUACAAAAAGUGCUGGAUACUUUAAAAAUUCGUAUUAAAGUGCAUCUAAUUCCACCGGUCCAGAUGGAAGUUUUUAUAUAUUAUUUUUUGGUCAAAAAACAAAGGGAUAAAGUGAAAAAAUAUGUUGUGAAUAAGUUAAUGAAAGACUAUUUUUUUAUACUUUAUUUGUGUCCAAUCAAAUUUCAAAGGCAACUCCAUGAUGACAAGACAAAAGGCAGCUAAACUUUAUAUGGCUUGAAACAGAACCCCCUAUGUAUUCAUCAGCAGGUGUCAGCCCAGCCAGACCUCCAACUCUAAACGUGGCCGGGAAAGUCACGGUGUCACAGAUGAAGUUCAGUUUGACACUGUCAACUUGUUUUUUGGAAUUACCACUAAGGAUAUUUGAAGAUGAACGCAGUGGAAAAAGUCAGUUAUAUUGUUAUUCUUUGAAUGACAGCUUGUGUCAUCAUUAUUUUUACUGCCCCGGGGCUGUAAAACCGGACUCGUACAGAAGAACAUACAGGUUUAAAAAUGCUGCGGGCUACUUGCAAAUACUUUUGAACCCAGGUCUUAUAUUGUGUUUCUAAGACUCCAUUUCUCUCUUCCCACCACUAUUUAGCCAUUAAUCUCUAUGUUUAUGUACAGUUAACGUGAGGUGCAAUUUGCAUUAUGCUCGGUUGCCUGGUGCAAUAAACCUACAAUGAGCUUAUUUUUGGCCUGGAGGAAAAGAAAUACUGAAGUGAAUGCUGUGGCCUGGAUACUUCAGAACAACUUUUCUCCUUGAAAGUGUUGUUUUUUUUUACAGCAGUAUUUCUACUGUUAAUCUGUUGUACAUAUUCAAUAUAAACUGGGCUUCAUAUGUGCGUUUUCCUUUCUUCAGUCCAGUUCAAACUCUUGUGUUUGACGUAUUUUAGACAGCAGUGGGCUCAGAGGUCACUUUUUAAGUAAAUGCUUCUAUUUUACAGUAUCUUUCUAAAUGUGUGUUGUGUAUAUAGGAUGUUCAUAGAUUUCUUAACAAGGGUAUUAUUUGUACAGAUUUAUAUAUCAAAUCACUUCAUUACUCUGCUGAUAUGAUAAAUAAAAAGGGAAGAGUCAACUAUGCUAUAAAAAGUUGUCACUGUACUUGUGCUGUAACCAAAACUUCACCUAGUAUUGUCAUUUUACACUCGAUAUGGAUAAAUGAUGCUGAAGUCAUUCUUAGCCAACGGUAAGUAGUUUAAUGCAAGUGUCUAGAUAUUCAUGUGAGAUGUGUAUGAUAGAGAAUUAUUUAUGUUAUAAGUAGUUACCACACUGCUAUGAAUUCUACAAUAUAAGGAGUUGGGUAACAAAAUAAAGAAUAGCUGAUAUCCACCCAAAAUGUUAAUGUUCAACGAUUAUUAAGAAGAUUAUGGUUUUACUUUGUAUGCCCUGAAAAGUAAUAACUUCUGUUUUUGUGAGCUGUCAAACUGAUUUAGGCCUACCCGCAGGCCUCGAGUUGCUUUCUGUGUUUAGUCUCCCAACUGUGUACAAAUAAGCUUAUACUGUCACUUUGUGCAGCUGUACUUUUUUUGUUUUUAUAUGUAAAUAAAAGGAACCCUUCACUUCU